Molecule: messenger RNA, 390 nt
Organism: Haemonchus placei
Lineage: Eukaryota; Metazoa; Nematoda; Chromadorea; Rhabditida; Trichostrongylidae
Source: the annotation of a GenBank genome assembly
UUGAUUACUGUAGCAACUCAUGAUAUUGCCGAGUCAUUAGCACAUCUUAUCGACGGUUAUCAAAUCAUGUACAAUCAGGGGAGCUCGGUUUUCAAGAAGAAAGGCUUGGAACGGUGUGAGAGUGCCGAUUUGCGAGUUGCCGUCGCCCACAGACCACAGAAUUCGUCUUACGGAGUUAAUAAUGACGCAAGGAUAAAGAGGGAGCAUGUUACAUUGAAAGAAUUGAUCGGUGGAGGGCAGUUCGGCAACGUCUAUCGAGGGACAUUGGCGGAUCCGGUGAGAUUAGUCGUAAAUUAUGAUCCAAGACGAUUUAUAGAGGCUUUGCAAUUAAUCUCCAUUGACAACCCCCACGAUUCAAUGGGCGCAGCGACCCUCUUUAAGCCGAGUUGA